Messenger RNA from Lineus longissimus, 5177 nucleotides. Its product is annotated as RNA-binding protein 33-like. NCBI's taxonomy places the organism in Eukaryota, Metazoa, Nemertea, Pilidiophora, Heteronemertea, Lineidae. Gene Ontology annotation, molecular function: RNA binding. The record is from RefSeq and is a predicted model, not a curated record. The transcript has 15 exons. Bases 32 to 3232 code for a protein of 1066 amino acids.
AGCAUUGAACAAACAAAGACCAAUUUGCAAGAUGCCUCGCAAACGUCCCACCGAGGCAACAUGGGACAGCGAUGAUGAUCUCCUCAAUGAUGAAGUUGGCAUCACCACAUAUGCAACGAAAAGGGUCCCGGAAGAUUUCAACCCAGACGAGGUUGAUGAGGAGGCGCUUCUUGCUUACAGCGAUGAUGAAAUUCAAGUUGUUGCCCAGGAUGAAAUAGAACAGACAGAGGAAGUAGUAGAGGAAGUUUAUAUGGAAGAAGUGGAGGAAGAGGAAGUUCCAGAUGAUAGCCAAGUGGUUCAAGAGGAAAUCUAUGAAGAGGCUGUACCAGUGGCAGACGUGUAUCACGCCAAGCAGACGACACAUGCAGAGGCCAUUCUCGAUCCCUCACAGGAGCAACUCCAUGAACACGAAGAUGAUGAAAGCGACUCGGGAAGUGAUGGCGAGGGUGGCAGACGUCGACGAGCACGCUUCCAAUCAGAACGAGGAUCAUUUGAAAAACGUAGCACAUCAACUGUUUCCCUUUCUACAACGAUCAAAAAAGAAAUUCCGGAUGAAUUGCCGGAUAUCAGUGCGGAGGAUCAGGCCAAGAUUGAUAAAUAUAUGACAAAAGGUGGUGCACGUGGGCGUGGGCGUGGACAGGGUCGUCAGGCAUGGGGUCCUCGUGGUGGCCAGCAGCAGUUCAGGCCGAGAGUCGGUCAGCCUAUUCAGACUCACCAUGCACCAGUUCAACAUCAUCAACAUAUACAGCAUGUUGAUCAUCAGCGCUAUGAUCAUGGACAGCAUAUGCAUCACAUGCAGCCUCCUCCAUUGCAGCAUGUGCAUUAUCCCCCACAUGUGCAGCAUGUACCACCACAGGCGCAACACGUGCCCCCACAUGUGCAACAAGUCCAUUAUGAACCUCCUGUACAACACAUGCAUCAAGUACAGCACGUGGUGUAUGAACCCCCGAGGCCCCAGCAGCCUGUCAUUAGAGUACCAGCUCCCCAACCAGUCCAAACCAAAAAGAUCCACAUCAAUCCACACUUCAAGCCAAAGGUGGAGUCCACACGACCCGCUUGGGAACCUCCCCGAAGUCAACCAGUGCCACAGUAUUUGCCCCACUCACAGCCUCAGCCGGCUCCACAGCAUUAUCCCCCAAGGAGUGAGCCUGUUCAUCAACCUGUCUAUUCUCAACCGUGGUCGUCAGCAGGCCAACCCUACGCUCAGCCCCACUAUACAGCAUCCCAGGCACCGUCGGUGUCAUACGCCUCAGCCUCGGCACCACCCCCACAGCCGUACCAGCCUCCUCCUCCUCCUCAUGUGCAACCUGCCUACCAGCCACAGCCACAUCCAGCUUACCCCCAUUCUGCCCCAGCCCCAGGGAUGCCUCCUCAAAGAUACCAAGCACCACCACAGCAUGUUCAUCGUCCAGUCGUUCAUCAGCAUCCUGGGCCACCGCCUGGUCACCGCCAUCCUGGACCGCCUCCACCCCAACAUCAUUAUCAGGCGCCACCACCAAGACAUGAACCCCCACGACUGCCGCCUCCAACUAGCGGAAAUAUAGUGUACCACCCACAGCAUUCACAGCAUGUCGAGUCAUCGCAACCUCCUGUGAUACACGAGCAGCACCAGCCGAGACCACAGGUGGCGCCAGUGCAGGCAAGGCCACAAGUGGCACAGGUGCGACCACGACAACAUGUGAUUUCACGGCCUGCAGGUCAGCAGCACAGUCCCCAAGUUCAGGGCUCCCAGACGAUACAGACGGUGAUUGGUCGUAAGAAGAAGCCGGUACUUGGCUUUAAUCAGCAGCAGCAGCAGCCGUUUUCAGCUCCGCAGCAGAAUCAACCAAGACAACCAUUCCAGAGCCAAAGUAGGACGCCAGUACAAGUGACUCUUCAAAGGAAACGACUCUCCGAUGCACCCAGCCCAAAUGUGGAAGUCACUGCACCAAAACUUGCUAAGAUCGAACGAGAUCUGCCCCAGAAUAACAUUAAGAUACAGACAGUUGAUAUGAGCGUGGAACCGGUCGACGAGGAGUACCAGCGAAAAUUAGAAGAACAGAAACGAUUACGGGAGGAGAUCAAACGCAAGAAGGAGGCGCGGAGAUUGUUGCAGUCAUCUGAAAGGAAAGAACAAGUCCAGAAAACGCUAGCGAAGCAAGGGAUUCAAGUUGUGGAACCAGCACCAGCUGCUCCUUCUGUUGUUAACCAAGCUGUACAAGUUAUAGAGAGGCGCCCUGUCAGUCAGAAACUUCAUGUAGUGCGGCACCAAAACCAAAACGUUGUAACACAGGUGCCAAUUCAAGAUAGUGCGGGGCCAAAGGUUGUGAAAACAAGUGGGCCAACACAGACUCUGAAGCAACCUGGUCCAGGACGACACCUUGUUUCAAGGAAAGUCUAUAAACUUAUUACGCUAAAGGACGGUAGAAAGAUUCGACAGUUAGUCAGCAGUGGCCAACCAGGGAACGUAUCUGGCCCACUGCCGCAGCAAGGUGGAAUCGUAAAAGUAGUCCGUAACCAAAAUAUUAUUCAAAGACGAUUUCCGGGACCACCUGGGCCCCAGCAGCGUAUGCAAGGCCCCCAUCCUGGGGCGAGGCCAGGUUUCCGACCUGGUUUCCAUGGUCCUAGAUUAUUUAAACAAUUUCAAGGUCAGGGUCCCCCUGGGCCUGGGCCACGUUUCCGGGGGCCUGGUCCGAUGGGUAUGAGGUUUAGAGGCCCUGGGCCGCGAAUGAUGCGGUUUUCUGGUCCUCAUCGGCCCCCUAUGGGUAUGCAACUGGGUCCCCGUAAGAUGAUGCGGGGCCCACCCCCAAGGCAGGCUGUGCCACCUUCAGCAAAGGCUGCUCCUAAAGUUCAAGGUCAGCAGACAACGUCUCAAGCAGAGCGUGUCAUGCAGAGUAAGACGCAAGUGACCGGUAUAAAACGGACAGUUAAUACUGCGGAGAGUGCAAAGGGUUCGGGAGAUGCUGCUACAGUGCCAAAACGGGUUGUUGUCGAGAAAUCUCCGACGAAGAAACCUAUUGGUGAUGGGGUAACCAAAAGUGUCUCGAUAGAAAACCUUUCAUCGUCAACUUCACUUGUCAGGAUACGUAAAUUAUGCAAUUCAAUUGGACCAUUAGAGAGUAUAAUAUUAGACGCCCAGGAAAAGAAGGCCACAGCCAAGUUUCAGAGUCCCACUCAUGCCGCAGACUUUGUGGAGAAAUACAACAGGCAUAUGGUGGAUCUUUCUACUCUUAACUUGUCAUUGCUGGUGUGAGCCGCAGCUGGUGCUGCAAGUACGGAAAACCAGGAAGGUCACACUCUACAUGGGCCGCAGAUUUCAUUCAAAAAUGUUAUCUGAAAAGUUGUCAACGCGGUGAUAGUUGACAUGUAUAAAAUAAAGAGCUGUCGCAGUACCUUGUCCGUUGGCAUUUGCAUCUAAAAUCACUUCUGUCAGUGUGUUCUUGUCAAGAAUUGCUAUAGGUGUGUUUGAAGUUGCUUCUAAGUCCAUUCACAGUCUUGGUACCAUUAAUGUCUAAAAUGAUAUUUAGAAGGGUAAAAUCGGCAUGUGAAUUGCACACGGUCAGUGUCCAGUGGCAUAUCUCGGUUGUUUUCUGGCUAAGUGCAGGAAAAACAUUGCAAUCCUAAUUGCUACGUCGAAUAAUUUAUCUGCCAUCUCUACACACCAUGACAACCACAUGGAAUCUUGGCUAAAUUGGACACAAGCUGAAGUACUCGUUAUUUGUGACCUCUGGGAACCUCCUUCUGGCAGAGAUCCAGAGUCAGUUCGAGAUGUGGUUUCAGGACACUUGGUAGUAGAAAGAUUAAGCGGGGAGGGGAGGUUUUUUUUAGCAUCAUUGUUGUACUUCAUAUACGAGUUACUUGAAUGUACAUGUACAUGUAGUUGAAAGGCCUGUGUCAAAUUAGCUAAUGUUCCUGUGAAAAUAAGUCAUCAAGGAGGACACACAUAACGUGGGAUAGGAUUGCCGUACAGACAGUAUGCGUUGAUUUAUGGUCGCCAUGGGAUGUGGUACGGUACCUUCAUCCAGCCGUAAGAGGAUUACGUUUUAAGGCGGUCAGCAUUUAUAGGUGGAUAUUGUUGUGUUUUGAAAUCGGACUCGCAUGCUCUCAUAACAAUAGAACUAAUUCAUGAAACAUUUUGGAUGUUGCUGUGUCGGUAUUCAUAACGUGACGUGGUUAACGAAUAUCUGACAUUUGUCUUUGAAACUUAAAAGCAUUUUAGUUAUUUUGUCAUUGGUCCUUUUUUUGCCUAAUUGAAGGCAAAAAUGGAAGUUCAUAUGGACAGCGUUCACUGAAUUUGUCAAUUAAAUGAAAUUGGACUUGAAUCAAUCAAUAAAGUUGGACUAGAAUGUAUUGCUUUUUACGCUUCAAACACUUUGCAAUCAUGUUGUACAAUAUAUCUGGCACAGACAUACUGGAAAACAUACAUAUCAUGUACAUGUAUGUAUCAACAAACAUGCACCAGUACAUUUAUAUGUACAGAUGAGGCUCGGAAACUCAGAUUCUUUCAGCAUUAUGGAUUAUAGACAGAUGAAUUUUAUCGUAAUUUUAACUAAACUUGUUAUGUUGUGAUGUUAGACAUAUCAUUGGUAUGUUUGGACUGAACUGCUUGGCAAUAAUCGGUUUGACUGUCUGCACUGAACGAUGCAUGUACUUUUUAGCACCAGAGAUAAGUUCGGAAAGUAUACAUGCCUUUUAAUUUUAUCAUGAUUACAUAAAUUCUUGAAGUUGUGACUGAUUGGUGUUUCCUUUUUACAUGAUACUCAAUGAUCUGUUAAAAACACUGCACGUUUCGAAGUAUCAGACAAUACAGAAAUUAGCUGAAUCAAUCCCUACGUAGCUAUUUGAGAUUCAGAGACUGGGUUGUUGAAAAUGUUAAAAUGAUAUUUUGGAAGAAUUUGUGGAAGUUCGUACAGCAUUUUCUUCGAUAUCAUAUUGAUCUAUUAAAAACCUUUGUGAAAAUGUGAUUGUUCGUGAUGUUGUUUUCUAAAGUCGGGGAUUGAGUGAGUUAUCAAUUACCAGGUUAAUGAGGAUCUGGUUAAGUUUGCCUGUACAUGUAUGACAACUCCAUAAGAAUCCAAAAGUAGUUGUGUGGAAUUCAUCAACCGAUGGUGAUUGUAAAGUCACUUCAUGUAUUUAUUGUGAUCUGUAAACUGUUCAAAACAGCUUAGUCGAGAAAUAAAUUUAGCUCCAUUGUUCAA